Messenger RNA from Drosophila persimilis, 1390 nucleotides. RefSeq lists its product as uncharacterized. The coding region runs from base 207 to 1199 and encodes 330 amino acids. The record is from RefSeq and is a predicted model, not a curated record. The transcript is spliced from 4 exons. NCBI's taxonomy places the organism in Eukaryota, Metazoa, Arthropoda, Insecta, Diptera, Drosophilidae.
GCAGUCAGAGAAAAAGGUGCAGGCGCAGCCAUAAACGAAAACGCAGACAGACAGCGAGACACACAGAGUCUCUGUCGCCCGCUCAAGAGUUUCCGACAAACAGCUCGAGUCGCGAAUGUAGUAUUGCUUUUGGCCCAAACUAAAAAAAAUAAAAAAAACAACGAAUUUGAAUUUAACAUUUGAUCUAGCUGAAAAGAGAUGUCAUAAUGGAGCCAAUGACCAUGCUGGUGUUGGCCUUCCAGCUGCUGGCCCUCUUCUCGAUCGCCGGUGCGCUACUCAUCUACCUAAUCUGCAAGGUGCGCGAGGACAGCGAGGCGGCUAACGUGGAGGCCCAGCCGAGCCGGGUGGUACUGGUGACGAGUGCGGACACCGCCCUGGGACUGCAGCUGUGCACCCACCUGGCCAACAAGGGGUGCCGCGUCUUCGCCGGUAUGAAGGAGGCCCACGACUCGCUACCCGCCAAGCUCCUCUGCGGUUGGAUGAAGAUCCGCGAGUACAGCGAAGAGCCCAUCGCUGGCACGAUCAUCCCUAUGCGUCUGGACGUGACCCGAGAGGAUGUGCUGCGCGAGGCCACUGUCGCCAUGGGCGCCCACCUGAACGCCGACGAGCGGGGCAUCGCCGCCGUGAUCAACACCAGCGGUAGCGUGUUCCGGGGACGGGUCGAGUCGCAAGACGUGCAGCAGUGGGAGCACAUGCUGAAGACCAACAUCCUUGGCACGUUGCGUGUGGCCAAGGCCUUUGUGGGGUUCCUCCGGCCCACGCGCGGUCGCCUCCUUUAUCUGGGCGGAGCCAGCGGCACGCGGACGGGUUCCGCGCUAACGGGCGGCGAGGGUUUGGUGGCCUUCAAUGCAUCGCGCGUGGCUGUGGAAAAGUGCGCCGAAGAACUGCGGAAGGAGCUGCAGCCGUACGGCGUCAGUGUGGUGGCGCUGGACACCUGCGGAAUGACAGCCGAGUCCCUAUACAAGGCCCCUGUAGCACAAACGAUGUCAGCGAGUGCCGAAGCACCUACUCAGUACACGGCGGACGUGCUCAGCCACAGUGCCCUGCAGGUGAUCGAGCGGGCGCUGUGGGACUUUGCCCCGCAGGAGCGCUAUACGCUUCUCACCCAAAACAAGUACCAAUUCACAUUGCCAUGCCGCUCUUCGUUGCGUCUCCAGCGGCCGGCAGUUUCAGGCGAGUCUGCGACGCAAUCUGUGUAAAUCCGAUCCGCCUCGGUCUCUACCUUCAGCUCCAGCUGCCUCCUGUACAUACGUAUCCCCGCUGUAACCUCUUCUCCUGCUCCUGUUGUCGUCUAACAACACUAACCAUGUUUUUUGUUUAAUGAUAUUUCUUCCUUUGGAAGGAUUUUUAUACAUAUGAUAUAUAUAUUUUCACUCGUUUUUGCAUACAA